Messenger RNA from Antrostomus carolinensis (chuck-will's-widow), 1815 nucleotides. Its product is annotated as collagen alpha-1(II) chain. The transcript is spliced from 14 exons. The record is from RefSeq and is a predicted model, not a curated record. Gene Ontology annotation, cellular component: extracellular matrix. The annotation marks the transcript as partial. Gene Ontology annotation, molecular function: extracellular matrix structural constituent. NCBI's taxonomy places the organism in Eukaryota, Metazoa, Chordata, Aves, Caprimulgiformes, Caprimulgidae.
GGAGCCACCGGAUUCCCCGGCGCUGCCGGCCGCGUGGGACCACCUGGCCCUAAUGGUAACCCAGGCCCUCCUGGUCCUCCUGGCUCUGCUGGCAAAGAUGGUCCCAAGGGUGCUCGUGGUGAUGCCGGUCCCCCGGGCCGUGCCGGUGACCCCGGUCUCCAAGGCCCCGCUGGCCCCGCUGGCGAGAAGGGCGAACCUGGCGAGGACGGCCCCCCGGGUGCUGAUGGUCCCCCCGGUCCCCAAGGUUUGGCAGGACAACGUGGUAUUGUCGGUCUUCCCGGACAGCGUGGUGAGAGAGGAUUCCCUGGGCUGCCAGGGCCAUCGGGUGAACCUGGGAAACAAGGAGCACCCGGCUCUGCAGGUGACCGUGGACCUCCUGGCCCUGUGGGUCCCCCCGGUUUGACGGGUCCUGCUGGUGAACCUGGGCGUGAGGGUAACCCCGGUGCUGAUGGACCCCCCGGCAGAGACGGCGCAGCCGGUGUCAAGGGUGAUCGUGGUGAAACUGGCCCUGUGGGUGCCCCCGGUGCUCCCGGUGCCCCUGGUGCUCCCGGCCCCGUUGGUCCCACUGGCAAACAAGGAGAUAGAGGCGAGACGGGUGCACAAGGUCCCAUGGGUCCCUCUGGUCCUGCUGGUGCUCGAGGCAUGCCGGGUCCCCAAGGGCCUCGUGGUGACAAGGGUGAGACAGGAGAGGCUGGAGAGAGAGGGCUGAAGGGCCACCGCGGCUUCACCGGGCUGCAGGGUCUUCCCGGACCACCCGGUCCUUCUGGAGAUCAAGGUGCUGCUGGUCCUGCUGGUCCCUCUGGUCCCAGGGGUCCCCCCGGCCCUGUUGGCCCCUCUGGCAAAGAUGGCUCCAACGGCAUGCCCGGCCCCAUCGGUCCCCCCGGCCCCCGCGGACGAAGCGGCGAACCAGGUCCUGCGGGUCCUCCUGGAAACCCAGGUCCCCCUGGUCCUCCUGGCCCCCCAGGCACCGGCAUCGACAUGUCAGCUUUCGCUGGUCUGGGUCAGACGGAGAAGGGUCCCGACCCCAUCCGCUACAUGCGGGCAGACGACGCCGGCAGCCCGCGGCAGCCCGACGGCGAGGGGGGAGCCCCCGGUAAGAGCCCCCAUCCCUGCUUCCUCUCCUCCUGUCCCUCUCCCCCAGCCCAAAGAGGACAGCAAGGUCCACAACACUUUUUGUUUUGAGCUCCAAAACCUUAUGUUCACACACUGUUUGUCCUCCUUGCUGCAGGAGACUACUGGAUUGACCCGAACCAGGGCUGCACCUUGGACGCCAUCAAAGUUUUCUGCAACAUGGAGACAGGCGAGACCUGUGUCUACCCCAACCCCAGCAGCAUCCCCAAGAAGAACUGGUGGACCAGCAAGACCAAAGACAAGAAGCACGUCUGGUUCGCAGAGACCAUUAACGGCGGUUUCCACUUUAGCUACGGUGAUGAAGAUCUGGCUCCCAACACAGCCAACAUCCAGAUGACCUUCCUCCGCCUCCUGUCCACCGAAGGCUCCCAGAAUGUCACUUACCACUGCAAGAACAGCAUCGCCUACAUGGACGAGGAGACGGGCAACCUGAAGAAAGCCAUCCUCAUCCAGGGUUCUAACGACGUGGAGAUCAGAGCUGAGGGCAACAGCAGGUUCACAUACAGCGUCUUAGAGGAUGGUUGCACGAAACACACUGGCAAAUGGGGCAAGACAGUCAUCGAGUACCGAUCACAGAAGACCUCGCGCCUGCCCAUUGUAGAUAUUGCACCUAUGGACAUUGGUGGAGCCGAUCAGGAGUUUGGCGUGGAUAUUGGCCCAGUCUGCUUCUUGUAAAAAGAAUUG